GACAUGGCACCUACAAUCACUGCAGCCAUCCAACAACAUUUAAAUAUUCUCAGAAAGCCUCUGGUGGAGAAGUUACGCAGAGAGCGAAUCAACAGCAGCAUUGAGCAGCUCAAGUCUCUCCUGGGUCCAGAGUUCCUCAAACAGCAGCCAGACUCCAAGCUGGAGAAAGCAGACAUCCUGGAGAUGACAGUUUGUGUCCUGACACAGCUGCAGCAGCAGCAUCAACAGCAGAGAAGACUGCUGAACCACUUCAACAAGCUGCAGUGUUCCUCUGAUAACAACCUGACAGAGGCUGACUUCUCUCCUCUGAGCUCCACAGUCCAGACCAGCAUCACCAAAGAACAGAGUCCAGUCAACAGCGCCCUCUGGAGGCCGUGGUAGACACCUACAGACUGGAGUUACUACCAGACAAACUCAGAUGACCAUAUUGGUCAAAGAUUACUGGAAAUGAAUUCUUCUGAAUUCUGACAUUUGAUGAACUUGUUCUUCUGUUUUACACAAGGUUUUAUUUUGUGUGU
This is a messenger RNA of Epinephelus fuscoguttatus (brown-marbled grouper), 518 nucleotides long. RefSeq names its product transcription factor HES-5-like. Gene Ontology annotation, biological process: regulation of neurogenesis; regulation of transcription by RNA polymerase II; anterior/posterior pattern specification. The record is from RefSeq and is a predicted model, not a curated record. Gene Ontology annotation, molecular function: RNA polymerase II cis-regulatory region sequence-specific DNA binding; DNA-binding transcription factor activity, RNA polymerase II-specific; protein dimerization activity. NCBI's taxonomy places the organism in Eukaryota, Metazoa, Chordata, Actinopteri, Perciformes, Serranidae. The transcript has 2 exons. The coding region runs from base 4 to 381 and encodes 125 amino acids. Gene Ontology annotation, cellular component: nucleus.